AUGCAGUUGUUCAAUCUGGGCAAAAAGAAGGAAAAGAAGAAACACAAGCGUAAACACGGCGAAGAAAACCCGGAGAAGAACGAGAAGAAAGACAAGGAUCCCAAGGACAAGAAGCACAAGGACAAGAAGCACAAGAAACAUAAGAGAAAGAGCGGGCAUAAGAGUACGUUUUUUUGACGAUGAGAUCAUCUCCAAAGGUCCUGUUUGGUUUUGCUAAGAAUGUAAGGAAAAUUUAGGUCAGAAUUUUUUUAAGGUAAUGUAAUCUUUUUUUAGUCCAAAUUUUUUUUAUCAAGCCGAUUCUCCUACUUUUUCGUGCUCUCUCGGGAACGGAUUGCAUAAUGUCUCCACUGCGGACAAAAAUGAUGAUUUCAAGUUUUUCGCGAUAGUUUGGACCAGAUUUUUAAAAUCCUUGGAAAUGAGAGAGUCAUGAGAGAGCCGUGUUGUAUUUGAGUGUCUUUUCUGUUGGUUUGAUAGUCUAAUUGCGUCUUUGCAGAAGUCGAUGAAAAACCGCUCGCACCAACACCAAAGCCGGAUCCACAGAAGCUAGCCGGUGGGUUUAUUUUUUUAUAAUUGCGUUUCCCAGGGCGAACGCAAUUAUAAAAAAUUAUCUUGGCCUUGUUUUAGAUGUUGGCAAUCUCCCGGCUCCUAAGCCGUCUUCUCCACCCAAACAGGAACCCCUUCCGUACGCUGCGACCCCAAAGCCUUCCAAUCAGACCGACGGAGCCGGGGUUCCCUCUCCAACAGUCCCAUUGAAUUUGCCAAAGGAAAAGCCGCUGGAGAAACCGAAGGUUAGUUUAAUGUUAGACUAUCUCGAAGUAUCUACUGAAGGCUAGGAUUUAAUAGACAUAGGUUGCAUUGGACUUAAAGAGACGGGAUUUUUAGCUCAAAGCAUCUCCAUCGAAAGAGAAACCCGAAAAAAAGGUUGAAAAAGUGAAGAUGCCAUCACCAAACAAAGCAGAGCAAAUCCAAAAAGAAGCGGCCGAAGGAAAGGAUAAGGCCAGGAAAAGCGACGAGAAACCCACAUCGGGAAAGGCAAUGGUCAAGAGACGAAGAGGGAAAUAUGAUACCGACGGUAAAGAACAAAAUUUGGACGAAAAAUUUUGAAUUUUUUUUCCAGAACCCAAUUUCAAAACUUUGAGAUCUCAAUUGGUUCCUGUAGAGCCUUUCGCUGAGAGUUCGCCAGGAGUAGGUUUUUUUUCAGGAGUAGGCUUGUAAAAAGAGCUUCAGACCGAAACGUUUUGAUCAAUUUUCCAGGACAAGACCCCAGAAGGCAAAACACCCCAUCAAUUGACGCCCACUCCACUUCCGCUCGCCGAAAAUGCAGAAAAAUCAGCCCCAACCCCCAAGUUUCACGGCACCGAUGCUCAAUAUCGCGGCGUCUCCUCAGCGGUUACGACAACCACUUCUACGGACGCGAGCGGAACGACCAGCGGAACGAACCUCACCACCGAUACUUCAGUCCCGGCCGGAACAAGUAGUGUAACUACGAAUUCCGAUCCGAGUAAGUGGAACAAUAAGGAUUGGGAUGUGUGAUGUUUAGCCACAACUCCAGUCAUAACUCCUCAGAACUCGACACCAGCACAGACUCCAGAACCCGAUCCUGCGGAGAGAUUCAAGUCCCGAAAAGGAAGAAUCAAAGUGUAUAACGAGGAUGUGGUGCCAGAAAAGAAGAAAAGCCCCAGCCGGAGAACAAAGCAGACCCCGGAGGUGAUUCAGGAAGGAAAGGUAAAUUUUUAACAAUCCAUUUUGUCAUAGGUCAUCGCUGAAUUUCAUUCGGGGAAUGAUCAAAUUUAGGGCAUGUAAUCUUAUUAUCCAACCGUCCAAAUGCCCGUUGGCAAGACAUUUGGAUGUUCGGAUGAGAAGAUUUCAAGCCACAAAUUCAAGCUAUCACCGUAAUUUUCCAGAAACGCCUAUCUCCCCUAAUUGAGCCCACCCAGGAGCCCAGCGAAGAAGUUCCGAACAUUGUUCCGAUCGACAAUUCCAAGAAAAGAAUUCGCGACAAGUACAUUGAACCCACGCAAACGAGUAGUGGCCAGUACCAGCCAAGUCAGCGACAGCUGGCAGUGAACAUUAACGAAGUCAUGAGGAUUGCCACCAUCAUGAUGAAAGGUGGAACCGACAUUCAAAGACGGGUAAAAAUAUGACUAUGUAGCGAUACCAUAUCUUACAGCGCUCCUUCGAUUGGCUCGCCGAGCAUCGGAACUCGAUUCAUGAGGAGCGCCGAGAAGCUGCGCACCAUCUGAAUUUGGCGAUUGGAGAUAUUCCAAUAGCUCGAGAAUUGGCUGUUGCUACUCUCCGUGUGCUGGUGGACCAUGGACUGGUUACCGAAAAGGAAUAUCGAGACCACUUUGCGGUGAUCGAGAGCGCCAAAGAACACCAACAUAUCACAGUCAGCCAGCUGAGCCAUUUGGUUUCGACGCAUGCUGCCUAUUACAACAAAAAGGAGUCGGAAUAG
Bursaphelenchus xylophilus (pine wood nematode) is the source of this 2455-nucleotide messenger RNA. Lineage: Eukaryota; Metazoa; Nematoda; Chromadorea; Rhabditida; Aphelenchoididae. The record is from the annotation of a GenBank genome assembly.